Bactrocera tryoni is the source of this 2297-nucleotide messenger RNA. It is a transcript of the gene l(2)34Fd, whose product is annotated as nucleolar protein 10. The coding region runs from base 102 to 2258 and encodes 718 amino acids. NCBI's taxonomy places the organism in Eukaryota, Metazoa, Arthropoda, Insecta, Diptera, Tephritidae. Gene Ontology annotation, cellular component: small-subunit processome; 90S preribosome; nucleus. The record is from RefSeq and is a predicted model, not a curated record. Gene Ontology annotation, biological process: maturation of SSU-rRNA from tricistronic rRNA transcript (SSU-rRNA, 5.8S rRNA, LSU-rRNA). The transcript is spliced from 6 exons. Gene Ontology annotation, molecular function: protein binding.
CAAAACGCACCGCAGCUCGUGCUUAUAAAACAAAUUGUUUUAAUUAUUUCUUAUUUUUAUUGAUCAAAGUUUAAAAUCGCGCACUAAUAUAAUAUGAGAAGAUGUUUGUCAACGAAGUGAAUGAUGUGAAAAUAUACAACCUAAGCGCUGGCAAAUCUGUGCCAGAAUGGCUUACAGAUCGCCGCAAGCGUUCCCAGUUAAUGAAGAAGGUCGAUUCACGUCGACAAAUUGAGCUUAUACAGGAUUUUGAUAUGCCAGGUGUUUGUACAUCGAUACGCAUGAGCCCCGAUCAACAGUAUAUAUUAGCUACAGGCACCUAUAAGCCACGAGUUAAGUGCUUUGAAGUCAGUAACUUGUCUAUUAAGUUUGAGCGUUGCUUUGAUUCGGAGGUGACAACAUUUGAGGCCAUCAGUGAUGAUUACAGUAAAUUAGUUUUUUUACAAUGUGAUCGGUUUGUUGAAAUUCAUUCUGCCUCCGGCCGACACUACCGUUUGCGUAUACCACGCUUUGGACGUGAUAUGAAGUACCAUAAACCAUCUUGUGAUCUCUUCGUUGUGGGAACAACGCGUGACAUUUAUCGUUUGAACUUAGAGCGUGGGCAAUUUUUGCAACCAUUUGAAACGGAUGCAAGUUGUAACAAUGCUUGCGAUAUUAAUCCCGAACAUCAAUUACUUAUUGUUGGUAGUAAAGAGGGCACGGUAGAAGCAUGGGAUCCACGUAGCAAAACACGUGUGGGCACUUUGGACGUAGCGAUAAAAUUGCCAGGCACGAAAACGUUUCCCUCCGUAUCCGCUUUGAAAUUUAAGAAUGGAUUGCAAAUGGGCGUAGGCACAGCUUCGGGACAUGUUUUACUCUAUGAUAUACGUGCACAAGCACCAUUGCUGGUUAAAGAUCAUUUAAAUAAAGUACCGGUAAAACGUAUAGCUUUCAAUCCGAGUCAUCAAACAGUAUAUUCGCUGGAUGAUGCCAUGCUAAAGUUAUGGGAUGAAAAUACGGGCAAACAAGUGGCAUAUAUUGAAUCCGCUACCACUUUUAAUGAUUUCUGUACCAUACCCGAGACAGGAAUGGUAUUCCUUGCUCAAGAAGAUGUCAAAAUGCUAACCUAUUAUGUGCCGUCAAUGGGUCCAGCUCCGCGUUGGUGUUCAUUCUUAGAUAACCUCACCGAGGAAAUAGAAUCUGAAGUGGUGGAGAAUAUGUAUGACGACUACCAGUUUAUAACACAAAAGGAAUUGGAAGAACUAGGCUUGGAACACUUAAUUGGAAGCAAUCUCCUGAAAGGCUACAUGCAUGGUUACUUUAUCGAUGCUCGUUUGUACAAUAAGGCUAAAGCGGUGGCUGAUCCAUUUGCUUUCGAACGCUUCCGCAAAGAGAAGAUACGCAAAGAAAUCGAAAGUGAACGUAAGUCACGCUUGCAGAUCAAAACGAAUCUACCAAAAGUCAAUCAAGAGUUGGCACUCAAGAUUAUGGACGAACAAACAAAUAAUACAAAAGCAGCCAAAACCACUAAUCUACUUGAGGAUACACGUUUCAAAGCAAUGUUCGAAAAUCCUGAAUUUGCUAUUAACAAAGGUGCUGAAGAAUACAAAUUACUGGCACCUGUUUUGAAUCGCCUGGAAAAAUCCAAAAUCAAGGAUAUUAAGAAACGUAUUGAAGUGGCGCGUGUUGCGGAGUUGCAUGCUGAAGAGGCGAAACCACAUGAGGAAAGUGACAACGAUGAAGAUCUGUUCGGCUUUGAGAAAAGCGAUGACGAUAACGAAAAAUCGCCUGACGAAGAAUCUUCAGAUGAAGAAGGUAUGCGUGAUUUUGCGAAGGAAAUGAAGAGAGCCUACAAAGAUGUUAGAAAACAACGUGAGGAAGAGGUCGAAGCAAUGGAAAACGAAGAAGAAGGCGAAGAACAUAGUGAAAAUGAGCAGAUGAUUAAAUCAGCUAACUCAAGUAAUUUGGAAAAGACUAAACAGCGCGGAGGUCAGGUCAAAAUGACCUCGUUAGAAGACAACAACCUGAAACUUAGCGAAAUGCGCUCUAAAAUAAUGAAAAUAAGUCUAAAAGAUCGUGUGAGAUUCAAUGAAGCCACCAGUGCGAACGUGACCACGAUUGGACGUAAUUUGGGCAACCGGCAGAUGACGUUCGAUUUAAAAAAGAAACCCACGAAAGAUGAGAAGAAGCGCGAAUAUUUAAUGAAAAAACAUCGGGAAGAAAGAAAAAAGGUUAUACGACCUAUAAAUGCGCUGAAACUUAAAAAAGUAAAUUUUAAGUAAUAACUACGAUGUAUGUACAUAUAUAUUAAUUGUUUACAU